UGUGAGUGACACUUGAUACGAGAGGCCCCAGCGCGAGGUGCUCGACGUGGUUGGAGAGGUAGAUUCACAAAAGUUGCGUUGGCACGGAGCUUUUCUGACAAUCUUGUUUCGAGACUGUUGCAAACCAUGAAUCCAGAAAAGCAGUCUUCUUCUGAAUGCAACGUGGCGAAGUCGAACAAGCCUGCCCUGCAGUACUACAAGGGCGUGCCGCUGCCUGGCUUCUUUCCGCGAGAGUGCAUCGAAUCGGCCUGCAAGUACAAACCCACCAAGGACGAUCUGUACAUCGUCACGUACGUCAAGUGCGGCACCACGUGGACCCAGCACGUGGUCUACCUGAUCCAGACGGGAGGCGUGCCGCCGUCGAACGCGGAGGAAUUCUACCGGGCCAGUCCGUACAUCGAGGCUUUCGGAGCCGAGUGCGUGCAGUGGAUGAAGAGACCCGGCGCGCUUAAGACCCACUUGCCGGUCCAGCUGCUGGAGUAUAGCCCUGAUGCCAAAUACCUCGUGGUCGCCCGCAACCCGCGUGACGUCAUCGUCUCUCUGCAAUACCACUGGCUCGCGUUUGUCGGGUACCAUUACAACGGGGCCUUUGACGAUGCCUUUGAGCACUUCAUGAACGACGAGAUUGACUGCGGCAACUUCUUCACUUUCUACAAGGACUGGUACGAGCGAAGCCGGGAUCCCAAUGUGCUUUUCGUCGUUUACGAGGAUCUCAAGCGCAACCCCGAAGAAACGAUUCUCAGAAUCGCUCGCUUUAUGGGCGCUGAGUACGAAGCUAAUCUCCUCAAGGACGACCGCAAAAGGCUCCGUGACGUCGUGAAAUACAGCAGCGUGGACGAAAUGAAAAAGUACACCAACGGUAUAAUCCAAGAUUUCUUUCGCGGCAGCUUCAAAUUCCAAGGUCCGGAGUACGAGGGAUUCCGGCAAUUUCAUCGGGGAAUUCAUUCUGCUGGCGUGGAGGCGGCGAACAAAGUCAACUAUGUCCGGAAGGGAAUUGUGGGAGACUGGAAGAACCACUUCUCUCAAGAACAGCUCAAACGUCUGAACGAGAAGUUCAAGAGAGAAACCGAAGGCAGCGACAUCGCCAACCUGUGGCCGGACAUGAACUUCCUCGACUGAGACAAACUGUAGCAGUCUAUUUUACGAGGCGCUGACUACAUAGUUUAGUGAGAACGUACGGUGUGACCGUAAAUUGUGGUUAGCUAACCCACAUUACUGCACUAUAGGGUCUAGAAUCAAGCACGUAUUCAUUCUGUGGUAGUUGUCCUAGAUUGUAUUCGGGCGUGUCAAAAGUGGUGAAACUGUCGAAAUUUUAUUCUGAACUUGUUUAAUUCUGGGGCACCUGACAUUACAGGAACUUGUGUUUGCAAUUCGACAAUACCCGUUAUUAAAGACUGACUGCUCAUGCAACUCUUGGUGAAAAACUUGUCAACACCUUACACGUGAUAUGUAUUUUGACCUGAUACUUUCAUGAAGAGCAUCGCGUACCACGUUAUUGUCCAAAACCCCUGUUGAAAAAAAACAAAUUAAGUAGAGUCAAGUCCAGUAAACAUCUACGUAAUGCGGAGGAGUCUUAAUUUCGUAGAGAACGGUUCUGGUGAAUCAUGCAACUGUUCUGCAGCGAACGUUUAAUGUUCUUAGGACAUCUUGUGAACUGAUGCGACGGAUUGUGUUGUUUGUUGUUAUUGUGAUACACCGUGAGCCAAGUUGCCAUCAGAGAGGUUCAUUGAUUACUGGCGCAUAACCAGUGGUGUAUAGUGGUGUAUACCCUGCGAAGCAUAUCCACUGGCACAUAGUGGCUCCCGUGACACAUACCCAACUUGGCGUCAAAAACGUUCAUUCAGAAGAGGCACAGAGCCAGUGCCUACCCGACAUUUUAGACGACGCUAUUUUUUGCGAUCGACCUACGAAAGUGGCUAGAUACGCAUUACAGCAAACUUGGUUGAGCACGUCAAGAAUGCUUCGCAUUAUUACAUUUCUUGCCGCCUCUUGGUUUCUGAAAGCCAGGCGCUUCGUUAUUUUAUUACGUAAGCUUUUCGACGAAACUUGCUUGUAGGAUGUGUUACAGCGCAUCCUAUAGGACGCGCCAGGGAUGCUAUAAAUACGAAGGACAGAAAGCGCAGUAUAGCAACGUGCCUCCCGGGGACGUCAACCAUUGUUUGUUGAACGGUCCCGAAUUUGAUCGCGAACGUAAAGUGGUAAUUGGUGUACUGAAGCGUAACAUAACCCAGCGUACAAUCGCAAGCGAUGGUUCGUUCCCACGAGGACAGUGGGUAUUUAUGAGAGAACUUUUUCGGCUCCUACUCAAAUUUAUCCGUGGUACCUAGUUGGAGUACGAAUGGUGAACCCUGCGUUUGAGAUAACAGGAGAAUGGGGAGUGAGAUGACGCGUAGUCUGUUUCGCCCCGGUUUGAAUCCAGAUGCAACGGGCUUCGGACCCAACCGCAGUUCAUAAGCUACGCUAGCGCGGAGUUAUUUCCGGCAGUUUUUGCAAGGCCAAGUCCCGCUGCAGCAAGUAAAACUCUCCCUAUUAUCACUUUUCAGGGUUCUGAACGCCUCUAACUUUGAGGCUAUCUUACGACACCACAGGGACGGUGCUACAGCUGAUUGCAGCUAAUCAACGAUGGAGCCAGAUGUUGUGCGGUAAGAUAAUAACAGUGCUAAAAUGACAUCCACAGCAACGUCAAUUAUAUUGCACACAUGUGUGCGAAGUGCCCGUGACACAGAUACGCAAAUGAAUAUGACCAAACUGAUUAAAAAAAAUAAGCGAUGUAAAGCAAGGCUCUUCUAUAGUGAAUUUUACAGUGGCUAAGAAAUUUGUGCCUCUGUGAAAGUGCAUUUGUGUUCCUGAUUUAUUUUUCGGGAAUGGAAAUGUGUUCAAGAAUUGACACUCGUUUUCACCCACUUUGGAAGGAAGGAAACAUUCAGAAAACAGACACGAAAGCGUUAAAAGGUAGCAACGACUCUGCUGGAACUCCUCUGGAAACAAAGAGAAAAGAAAUUUAAAUAACGGGGGAUAGGCCAUCCAAAGGUUAAUUCCUCUAGCCUGCUACACUACGCCGGGGAAAGGGGAGGGGAAAGAAAUAGGAAUAAAAGUUUGCAUUCCAAAAAAUGAGGACGUUUUGCAGGUUUAUCUUGUCAUCAAAUCUCUGCGUCUUUUGUUUUCUCAUAUUAUAAUUAACUUGAAGUUAGAUGAAAUUAUAUGCGCUUCACAGCGGUUGUUGCUAUAGGCCAAACUAAAUUUAUGUCUGUAUCAGAGCAAUAAACGAAAUACCUUUAGAUCUA
Messenger RNA from Dermacentor andersoni, 3284 nucleotides. Its product is annotated as sulfotransferase 1C2-like. NCBI's taxonomy places the organism in Eukaryota, Metazoa, Arthropoda, Arachnida, Ixodida, Ixodidae. Gene Ontology annotation, molecular function: sulfotransferase activity. The record is from RefSeq and is a predicted model, not a curated record.